Botrytis porri is the source of this 585-nucleotide messenger RNA. RefSeq lists its product as uncharacterized. Lineage: Eukaryota; Fungi; Ascomycota; Leotiomycetes; Helotiales; Sclerotiniaceae. The record is from RefSeq and is a predicted model, not a curated record. The coding region runs from base 1 to 585 and encodes 194 amino acids. The transcript has a single exon.
AUGGCGAGUGCUCAAAGGUUUGACUCGGACUUCGGGCGGUCGACAAUACCUCUAUUGCUCCAACCUGGAUAUCUUGAGUCUAGUUUUAAAGACGAUUCGAGCCUCAUGAACUCCAAUGCAACACUUGUCACAACUCAAGAGCCAUUGCCAAAGCUAAAGCCGCAGGGACAAAUGAGGCUGGAUCUUCCAACAGCUGGUUCAACAGACAAACCUGCUGGAUACUACCUUCUUCUUCAACAUUCCCGAUCAGUGAAGAAACAGCUAGAGUCACAAACCAUCAGACCGCUUCCAGAACGUAAAGGCGGGCCGAAACUCGCAUUUGGUUGCCUUCCAAAUAAGAAACCCCGUGUAGGGCCUCAAUACCGAAUACCUUCAGCCAGGUCGCAGGAUGACUUAGAACCGUCUGUCAAAAGGCAGCCACUGCAGUCAAACUUUGGCUAUUACCCAAACUAUGAAAGGCCACCGGCUUUCGUUGAAUCAUCGAAACAGAAAUCCACACGUACUGUGAAGUUCAUGGCCGAUGCUCCACCACCUGCUCCGAAAAGGAAUCCUCGCGGUCGAUAUCCCGACUACGAACUCUCUUGA